UGCACUCUUGUUAGGUGCGCUCGCUUGACGUGUCGUUCGAUUAUUUCCCGCGUAAACAACAGCUCGCUUCUUAUUUACACAGCAGACGCAAUACUUUUCGAGCCAUACCAGUUAUCUCGAUGAUUCGAAGUUCGCGCAGUUGCGAUUGAGCCAGGAAAAGAGUAAAAUAUAGAGUUUUUUGGCACUGAAUUUUGUGUGCAUCGUGUUCGCCGUCGAGUGAUAAAAAUGGGUGACAUGCUGAGUGCUUUGUUCAGUUUUUCAAAUGUAGUGACUAUACUUGCCACUGGCUUCGUUCUUUUCUAUCUUUACGCCAAGUACAAACAGUCGUACUGGCGGCGAAGAGGAGUCGACUCGCCACCGGCUCACUGGUUCUUCGGAAACUUCAAAGAUGCCAUCUGCCUUCGUUCGGCGCCUCCAGCCGUCCUCGGUGAAAUUUACAAAUAUUACCAAGGACAACCGGACAAACCGGUGAUCGGUCUGUACAUCAUGCAGACGCCUUUUUUACUCCUUCGCAGUCCCGAAGUUAUCAAGCAAGUUUUUAUAAAAGAUUUUCACAACUUUACCGAUCGUUACUUCGCGGCCAAGAGAAAAACUGACGUUAUCGGAAGUACGGGCUUAUUUUCCAUCGAUAAUCCAGAAUGGAAGUACCUUCGCGUCAAAUUGUCACCGGCUUUCACCAGUGGAAAGCAGAAGAAACUUUUCGAACUCAUGGUAGAGAGCGCGAAGAACUUGAAUCAGUACAUGGCCAAAAAAGUUGGCGAGGGCAAAAUCGACAUGGAAGUUCGAAGAGUAUGUGCCAAGUACACGACCGACGUGAUAUCUUCGUUGACUUUCGGCAUCAGGACCAAUUCUUUCGACGAGCCUGAACCUGAAUUUUUUGUUCGCAGCAGGGAUAUUUUCAAACAAGAUCUUAGAAGGACUCUCAACUUGUUUGUUGCCUUCUUCUUUCCAAAGUUAGGCGAUUAUUUACAGGCAACAUUUCUUGGCAAACACGAAGAAUAUUUCCGAAAAAUAUUUUGGGAGUCUGUGAAUGCAAGAGAAAAGUCGGGUUUCAAGCGAGGAGAUCUGAUCGACUUUUUGGUGGAACUCAAGAAUGAACCGCAAGAUGCCCAAUUCCGUUUUGACGGCGAUCAAUUGCUGGCGCAAUCGGCAAUAUUUUUCGUCGCCGGUCUCGAAACAAGUGCUAUAACUAUGACUUUUACCCUCAUGGAGUUGGCCAGACAUCCAGAGAUUCAAAAAAAAGUACGAGACGAGAUUCGCGAAAAAAUUGGCAAAGCAACCCUGACCUACGACAUGAUAUCGCAGAUGAGCUACCUUCAGCAAGUCGUGUCGGAGAUCCUGAGGUUGUACCCUCCAGCGCCCCUGCUCGAUCGCGUCGCCCUCAACGAUUACAAGGUACCUGGCACGGACAUAGUCAUCGAGAAGGGCACAGUGGUUUACACAACACUCAUGGGUAUACACGAAGAUCCAGGAUUGCACCCAGACCCCACGAAAUUUGAUCCUGAUAGGUUCAGCGAGGAAAGAAAGGAUAACAUUCAACCUUGUACUUACAUGCCAUUUGGCGAUGGACCGAGAAUAUGCAUAGGACAACGAACCGGCCAAUUGCAAACCAUGGUAGGAUUGAUCACAAUUUUGAGGGACUACGAGGUUUCGCAAAAUACCAAUUAUAAAAAUGAAGUGAGCAAACGAGCUAUUUUCUUGGCACCAGCUGACGGAGUUCAUAUUUAUGUAAAAAAGAAUCCAGUAUUGUAGCUUCUAUUAAUGGAAGAUUAGUUUUUAAUUCGUUUUAGGUACACAAAGCUAUAAUUUUUUUGAAUAAAAUGUUUUAGCUACGUUUACAAAAGUUUUAUAAAAAAUCAAAAA
Messenger RNA from Trichogramma pretiosum, 1863 nucleotides. Its product is annotated as cytochrome P450 6k1-like. The record is from RefSeq and is a predicted model, not a curated record. The transcript has 6 exons. NCBI's taxonomy places the organism in Eukaryota, Metazoa, Arthropoda, Insecta, Hymenoptera, Trichogrammatidae. Bases 226 to 1752 code for a protein of 508 amino acids. Gene Ontology annotation, molecular function: monooxygenase activity; oxidoreductase activity, acting on paired donors, with incorporation or reduction of molecular oxygen; heme binding.